Metarhizium album ARSEF 1941 is the source of this 693-nucleotide messenger RNA. RefSeq lists its product as uncharacterized. The transcript has a single exon. NCBI's taxonomy places the organism in Eukaryota, Fungi, Ascomycota, Sordariomycetes, Hypocreales, Clavicipitaceae. The coding region runs from base 1 to 693 and encodes 230 amino acids. The record is from RefSeq and is a predicted model, not a curated record.
AUGGGCCGAGCCAUUCCACGACUGCUAGCCGAUGCUAACAAGAAUUUUUCCGUGCCACUGUCGGGGACCUCAAUUCUGGCUAAAUUCAACUCUGGAAACCUGUCUUGCAUUGCUCAAAAUUCUCUUGUCACCUUUAAUGGUCGUUCCACCAGAUCGGCUAGAGAUGAGAUGCUAGACAAGAGUAAGGAGCAGGCGAACUUUGCCCGGAAUAUUGAAGAGUUUCCGGUACUGCCAAUCAUCACCCUUGUACCGACUACGACGACCACGGUUACGGUAGCUCCGACUCUUGGUCAGAAGUCUACAACAUCAGAGACAAGCUCAGCCUCUCCACAGAGCACGCAAGCAACAAUGCCCCCAACAACGCCGGCGGAAUCGUCUCUGGCAUCUAUCUUCUCAUCCAGCUCAUCGCGUAUGUCCAGACCACCCGCUAGCACCACUAGCAGAGCGCCUGCAUCCUUGUUCCCAUUGACGGAGGAAGUGAGGGAUUUCGCGCGAGUCGCAAUCCUCUACAUAUUACAAGAGCAGUCUGUAGAAAAGGCAAGCUCCUCGCAGACUAUUCUGCAACAACUGUUCAGCAGUGACAUCACAGAGCAAGAGGCAUCCAACGUUGACCUUGGGAAUGGAAAUAAUAUCAACCUGGCCUCGCGAUCUGUCAACAUUGGGAGUGGGCCAGUUGGCAGCAAAAACGUUUAA